This is a messenger RNA of Gongylonema pulchrum, 282 nucleotides long. NCBI's taxonomy places the organism in Eukaryota, Metazoa, Nematoda, Chromadorea, Rhabditida, Gongylonematidae. The record is from the annotation of a GenBank genome assembly.
AUGGCCGAUCUGGUCGAAUCGUUGUUUGAAAUAGCUUUGGUUGAACUAGAUGAGUAUUUUGGUCGGACCUAGUUUCUUCUCAUCAAACACUGUAUCAUCAUGGCCACUGAAACGAACUCUCAAAAGGAGCAAAUUGCAUCACCUGAUGAUGGUGAAAUCAGUGCGCGAAAGGCGAACGGGCAGUUGAUAUGUGAAAAGGUGUAUCGUAACAGCGGCAACACACUUUGUGCAACAAGUGCUCCUCUUCCUGAGCAGGCUCAUUAUCGAGGAGUCUUGCCGUGA